AUGCAGAUACCGAAACCCUUCCUAGGAGGAGUGGCCGGGGCGUUCGUCCUCCUGCAACUCCUCUUCCUCGCGAACAUGUCCUACCUGUACGGAUCUGCAUACCACGAUUCGUACCGGAUCAGCAGCAUGAAUGUGCUCUUUGUCGAUUAUGACCAAGGUGUUAUUGGGGAAUCAGUGGCAGCCGCCUACAGUCAAAUGCAAGGCGACAGCUUCCCGACGCUCCGCCAGCACCCGCCAUCCGAAUAUCCCUCCCAGUACAGCAUACGACAAGCCGUCUGCGAGGGCCACUUUUGGGGAGCAAUCUACGCCAAUCCGGGGGCCUCAUCGCGUCUCUCGUCCGCCCUCAGCUCGCCAGACGUCGCCCAGACAUACGACAGCUCCCAGGCGUUGACAUACGUCUGGAACGGAGUCAAGUACGCCUCCUAUGCGCAGAUAAUCUCAUCGAGCCUCCAGAUGUUGGCCCACGCAGCUACAGGCGCCUACCAGCAGAUCAACGGCACCAAGGCCAUGGGCGCCGUCGACACACUCAACCCGGCCAUUGCGCACACUCUGCUCAACCCCAUCGCCGCAUCGUCGAUCGACAUCAAGCCGACGAACCAAGGCGUCCGGUUCUACUACAACACCGUGUCGAUGGUGAUGCCGAUCCUGCAGCAGUUCUUCUUCAUAAUGGCUUUGAACGGCCUCACCGCCGAGUUUGGGGUGGUCCUCCGAACAAUGUCUCUUCGCGGCAGUAUCGUCCUCCGCCUCACCCUCUCCGUCUUGUAUACUUUCAUCGCGGCCCUCUGCAUGACGGGCUACAUCUGGGGGUUCCGCGAAGCUUGGGCUGUCACGGGCGGCCAGUUCGCCCUGACGUGGAUGGCGAUCUGGCUGGUCAUGCACCUGAACUUCUUACUGAUCGACGCUGUGACCAGCGUGCUUCCGAUGAAGUUCAUGCCGUUCGCCAUCCUCACCUGGAUCAUCAUAAAUGUCUCCAGCACCAUCGGGCCGUUUGAUCUUUCGCCAGGCUUCUACCGGCUCGGAUACGCCCUGCCUGCGUAUGAGCUCUAUCAACUGCUCUUGGAUAUCUGGACGGAGGGUUGUAACCCGCCUCUAUACCGGGAGCUGCCGAUCCUGUUCGCGUGGUGGGUGGUUGGAUUUGUUGCAUUCUUGGCUGGAAUGCGGAAGCGCGUUCUCGCAGCGAGGGCAGAUUACGUCGAAACCCGUAGGACAGACAAGGCCUGA
Molecule: messenger RNA, 1221 nt
Organism: Aspergillus fumigatus Af293
Lineage: Eukaryota; Fungi; Ascomycota; Eurotiomycetes; Eurotiales; Aspergillaceae
Product: SNG1 family protein
Exons: 1
Coding region: 1-1221 (406 amino acids)
Cellular component (GO): membrane
Source: RefSeq, a predicted model, not a curated record